CUGGGCCACGGUGACCAUCAGAGAGGGAAGGGAGCUGUGGCCCACAGUGGUGACUAGCGUGUGGGACUCGCGCCCUGAGAGGGAGUGAGAGUGACAUGGGCCGAGGGGCAGCGGGCCCAGUCGGGAAUGCAGAGGGACGGGCCGAGCCGCUGACGGGCCUGCGAGCCCAGGCGCAGCCGCAGGACCUGCAGCCUGCCCGGGGAGCCGCAGGCUUGGUCUGCACGUCCGAGCGUGAGCACUCAGCCCAUCUGCCCCACAGCUUGGGCUCCACCUGCCCUCGUGUCUGCUCCUCACACCCCAGCCUCUGCCCGCUCUGGUCGCCCUGGGCCUGCAGCCCGAGUGCGGGCGUCGGCGACCCCCGCUGCCGUGACUGCCGUACUCCCAGCGCUGCCCUCGCUUAGUGCCGACCGUGCCGGAGCCCUGGAAGGACCUGCGGGCGUCCUGGUCACUGCGCUUACUGCACGAGGCUCUUUCCUCUUAGGAGAGCGUCGCGCAGUGUGAGCUCCAGCUAUUCCUCCGAGGCUCUGGACUUUGAGACUGAGCACGGAUUGGAUCCCGUGUUCGAUUCUCCCAGGAUGUCCCGCCGCAGCCUGCGCUUGGUCACGGCGGCCUACUCCACAGGGGACAGCCAGGCUGUGGAGACCCACACCUGUGCCAGCGGCACAGCCUCCCAGGACAGAGGCGCCAGAACACUAAAACAGCGCAGAAGUGUGAGCAAAGCAGCGUUUAGCAUGAACCACACAUCACGGAGGACCGCGGUCUCGGGCGCCGACCAGAGUGGCUCCCGCAGUCUGCACGGUGCUGCAGCUCUGCGGCCGCACGUGCUGGACGAGUCCCUGAUCCGCGAGCAGACGGAAGUGAACCACUUCUGGGGGCUUGACGACGACGGCGAUGUUAAAGGUGGAGGUAAAGCCACCAUUCAGGGAAAUGGAGACUUGGCAGCGAGGGCUGCCGAAGCCACCGGGCACAACGGGUACACCUGCAGUGACUGCAGCCUGCUCUCUGAGCGCAGGGACGCCCUCACCGCACACCCCACCUCCCGCGUCUAUUCUAGGGACAGGACUCAGAAACCUCAUGCCAGUUGCUAUGGGAGCCUGAAUGUGACAGAGUUUCUCGGCGAGGACGGCCACCUUGGUGGGCGCGGGGCGUCGCUGUGCAAGGACGGUGAGGGGACGCGGCGCCUUGAGACACACGCGGCCACCCAUUCGCAGUCGUCCGGGCCACGCCGCGUGGCAGGGACCGUGGGGCGCCUCUGUGCCUGUGCAGGUCCCCUCCUGGUGCAGACGCUGCAGAGGGUCGGAGCUGCAGGUUGCCGCGUGUCCAGGACGCUGUGGUCCGUUCUGUGGCUGGCCCUCGCGACUCCAGGGAAGGCAGCCUCUGGCGUGUUCUGGUGGCUGGGGAUCGGAUGGUACCAGUUUGUUACUUUGGUUUCCUGGCUGAAUGUGUUUCUUCUGACAAGGUGCCUUCGAAAUAUUUGCAAGUUUUUCCUGUUGCUCAUCCCACUGUUGCUUUUCCUUGGUGCCGGCCUCUCCCUGUGGGGCCAGGGCGGCUUCCUCGCCUCCUUGCCUGUGUUCAGCUGGCCAGACCUGCAGAGGACACAGAAGGCCGAUGACCCCAGCAACGUGUUCGGACCUGAAACCUCCCGCCUGGACCCGCCUCCGGGGGGCGAUGACAGGGCGUCCCAGUGGCACUGGAUGAGUGGCGUGGAUCAGCAGAUGGCUUCUCUGGCUGGCUGGUGCCACACACAUGACGAGCAGCUCCGGGGGCUGACACUGACCCUCCAGAAGCUGCAGGCGCGGGUGGACCGGCUGGACGAGGGCCGGACAGGGCUGUCCUCGUGGGUGAAGGACGUGGUCGGGCAGCAGCUGCAGGAGGCGGAGGCUGCCAGGCUGCCGGGCACUCAGGCUGACUUCACGGCUUUGCAUCGAGAACACGAGGUGCGCAUCUCUGCCUUGGAAGGGCUCCUCGGAAAACUGGCAGGAGAAUCCGAGGCCAUCCAGAGGGAUCUCGAACAGGCGGAGCUCAGGACAGCAAGCGGCAGUGAGGAGCAGCAGCGCCUGCUGGCCAGCGUGAAGCACCUGGAGCUGGAGCUGAGCCGCCUGCGGGCGCAGGUGUCCGAGUGGCAGCGCCUGCAGAGCAGCUGUGCGAGGGCGGACGCGGGCCAGGGCCAGGUGGAGGCGCAGGUCAGAGCGGCGGUGAGACUGCUGCUCUCCGAGGGCCAGCAGGACGAGGCCCUGGAGCAGCUGCUGCGCCGGCUCUCCGCGCGCUUCGUGAGCAAGGAGGACCUGCAGCUGGCCCUAAGCGCGCUGGAGCGGCAGGUGCUGGGCAACAUCUCGCACCACGUCGCCGGCAGCGGGCAGGGGCCCACGCCCGAGGCCGUCCUGGCCGCCGUCAGCGAGGCAGGCAUCUCUGGCAUCACCGAGGCGCAAGCUCAGGUCAUCGUGAACAACGCCUUGAAGCUGUACUCCCAGGACAAGACCGGGAUGGUGGACUUCGCACUGGAGUCUGGAGGCGGCAGCAUCCUGAGCACGCGCUGCUCCGAGACCUACGAGACCAAGACCGCGCUCAUCAGUCUGUUCGGGAUCCCUCUCUGGUACUUCUCACAGUCGCCCCGUGUCGUCAUCCAGCCCGACAUCUACCCGGGGAACUGCUGGGCGUUCAGGGGCUCCCAGGGCUACCUGGUGGUGCGGCUGUCCAUGGCCAUCUGGCCAGCCACGUUCACACUCGAGCACAUCCCAAAGACGCUGGCGCCCACCGGCAGCAUCGCCAGCGCCCCCAAGGACUUCGCCGUCUACGGCUUGGAGAACGAGUACCAGGAAGAGGGGCAGCUCCUGGGACAGUUCAUGUACGACCAGGAGGGCGACUCGCUGCAGAUGUUCCCCGUGCCGGAGCGGCCGGACAGAACGUUCCAGAUCGUGGAGCUGCGGAUUCUCUCCAACUGGGGCCACCCCGAGUACACGUGUCUCUACCGGUUCCGAGUCCACGGGGAGCCGGCCGCGUGAGCCGCGGCGCCCCGGCCGUGCGCAUUUCUGUAUAUAGGGAGGUGGCCGCCCACGCGGGACCCCUCGGGGAUGGCGGCGGAGAUGAAGGCGCAGUCCUGUGCUUCAUUAAACGUGCGACUGCGAGCGCGUGCGUGUGCGUGUGUGUGCGCGCGUGCGGGAGCCCCGCCCCGCGUCCCGGGGCGCCCCGCCUGGCUGCCGCUGUCCUGGUGGGCGCCGACUCCAGGCGCGGCGGCCCGUUUGGUCCUAACUACCAUUUGAUACACAGACUGUACUACCGUGCAGGCUUUGUACAGGUGUCUGCAGGGCGCUUAGGGUUCGGCCGUCGCGUUGAGAGUUCUCUAAGUUCCACUGGUUGAGUUUGAUGUUUUCAGAAAAGGCCGUGACGGCGCUGCCGGUUCUGCACGCGCAGACCGGAGCGCGUUCAGGGCUGGCGCUGCGCGGCGACACAGCUCACACGUGCACCAGGAUCUCCUACGUGAGACUCGGUCCGGAGCGGGUGGACAUAUUUUGCAUAUUUAUUUUUGAAGAUAGGACUUUGUGCAAUGUAUUUUUGUAAAUGCUUUUCAGAAUACGUCUUUGGUAAUGCUUCUUACGCGGACACCAGUUGAUAAGAUGCUACUGAAAUGUUUAAAUAAAUAAAGAGUUUUAAUUUUUA
This is a messenger RNA of Oryctolagus cuniculus (rabbit), 3657 nucleotides long. The record is from RefSeq and is a predicted model, not a curated record. NCBI's taxonomy places the organism in Eukaryota, Metazoa, Chordata, Mammalia, Lagomorpha, Leporidae.